Molecule: messenger RNA, 1568 nt
Organism: Sycon ciliatum
Lineage: Eukaryota; Metazoa; Porifera; Calcarea; Leucosolenida; Sycettidae
Product: 33 kDa inner dynein arm light chain, axonemal-like
Exons: 10
Coding region: 366-1100 (244 amino acids)
Cellular component (GO): axoneme; filopodium
Molecular function (GO): dynein heavy chain binding
Source: RefSeq, a predicted model, not a curated record
UGUGAUACACACGAACGGGGAAAAACAACUCAGGGCGACGAGUCGAGUUACACUACAGAGACCCACCGUGUGAUUUUCAAAGAAAGAGUCCGCCGCCCCAAUUCCCUAAUCGAAGCUACAGCGUGUAGAUCUACAUGGUGUAUGUUUUGCUAGUUACUGGAGAAGUGAGCAGAUCAGACACUGGUUUGGAUGUAAUUUGGGCGAGCAGCACGCCUCUACCCGAUACGCUCUUGCGCGGACGCUGGUGAAGUCGAUUGGUCAGCACGUCCUUUGACGGUCGGUGGGUUGUCCGGCGUCCACAGCAGCAAUCAGCCCUAACUGAUAGAGUGCCAUAACUUCAGCUACUGUCACUGCUGCCAAGCAUCAUGAUUCCACCAGUUACAUCACUGGUCAAGUAUGACAAUCCGAAAAUCAAGUCCACACACGACCCACCAGCCCAACAGCAGCAGCAAGGGGUCAUAUCGCCCACAAAGACAAAGGCUUCAGCAACAGAAACUCAGAAGCUGAAGGAAACUGACGAAAUCCUUUCCGCCAUUCUUCCUCCAAGGGAAUGGCAGGAGAGUGGACAGCUGUGGGUCCAGCCAGUCUCCAGCACGCCUGCUACCAGAAUGGAAGUGCUGGGAUUGAAGGAGUUACUAGACACGAGGAUUCAGCAGCGACAGGCCAGGGAGACUGGCAUAUGCCCCGUGCGACGCGAGCUCUAUAGCCAAUGUUUUGACGAGAUUAUCCGCCAAGUCACCAUUGAAUGUUCUGAGCGUGGACUUCUUUUGCUUCGGGUUCGUGAUGAGAUCAAGAUGACACUGCAGGCCUAUCAGACUCUCUAUGAAAGCAGUGUGGCGUUUGGCAUGAGAAAGGCACUGCAGUCUGAGCAAGGCAAGUCAGACAUGAAAGAGCGGAUUGUCGAACUCGAGGAAGAAGUCAAGCAACAGGAGAAAAUGGUAGCAGAUUGGAAGAACAAGUACGAGGCGCUGGAGAAGCGUGAGGCAGAAAGAAGAGUUGCUGACCAGACCAAGCAUCAGGAGGAGAUGCAGUUUGCUAAAAGAACCAACCAGCAACUCAAGACCCAGCUAGAGGGAAUCAUUGCACCGAACAAGAAAUAAUCUGAGUCGACACGACAACAAUUUGACCAGACAUUGUUGACCCGCCAUGGAUGUGAGCGUAUUUUCACAUGGUCUACAUACGUGUGCAUGGCCUUGCAGCAUCCAGCUCACCGAGUCGACUUGCUGUAUUGUACAUAGCUCAGCUGAUUCAUAAUGAUACAGCUCACAGUAUUGUCCAUUGGUCUGCUGUGUGGGGUGAGAAGUGAGACGCACUUUCAAUGUUCGAUUGGCACUGAAGUGUGAUGAUAACUCUCCAUACAUUCGGGAUGGCUUGCUAGUAGCCGAGACGUCACUUUUCCGUUCUCAACUGUCUUGAUUUUUUUGUCAUUUGCUUUACACUAAUUUGUUUAACUUUUAUCUCAAGGUACAAACACACUCAUUUCUAUCUGUAAGUGUAAGUAUCUUGUUUAAUAGGAAAAUUAAUAAUGUUCAACUCAAGGUGAAAAAAUGAUAGGUACUCAACAUCAA